AUGCCAGUAUCGGUGCGAAGAUACUCCACCGCUCCCUCGCCACCGUCCCCGCCGCCAGAACGCCCCUCAAACCGCCUCCUCCCUCUCACCGCCGGAUUCGUCCUCCUCGCUGGUGGCGCAUACCUCUACCUGGCUCGCGAAGAGCCUCCCCUGCUCGGCUACGACCGCUGGACGCCGGUCAAGAUCAAGUCUAUCACGCCUUUGACGCCGGAGACGUCGUUGUUCCGCCUUGAAGUGCCGAAAGCGCUUCUUCCGCCUGGACUGGGCAGCGAUCCUUCUGCACGACCGAUCCUCAGCCUUUUCGUGAAGGAGCCGAAUCUGCAGAUCCAGCGGGCGUACACUCCUCUCACAUCCUCCUCCUUCAACCCUUCUGGUCCCGCCGAGCUGGACCUCGUUAUCAAGCGAUACGCAGACGGCGAGCUGUCACCCUACAUUCACCGACUAGGACCUGGCGAUGAGUUGACCGUGCGAGGGCCGGCCAUUACUUGGUAUUACCGCCCGCAGGACUGGGAUGAAGUCACUUUCGUCGUCGGCGGAACGGGCGUAGCUCCAGCAUACCAAUUCGUAAAGGACAUGCUCUCCGCCUCCUCUAUCGACACCCCGAAAGUCUCCAUCGUCUACGCCUCUCCAUCACCAUCCCGCAUCCUCCUCAAAGACUCCCUAGACGCCUUCCGCGAGCAAGAUCCCUCUCGACUCUCGCUUCACUACCUCGCCGACCGAUUAGACCCGAACACGUCUAGCAAGACGGCGCCACAGGAUGUGACGAUUGCUUUCCCGGAUGGGAUGACGCUGAAGAAGCUGUUGGGAAAGAAGGAGGAUGGGAAGCGGAGAGUAGUGAUUGUGUGCGGUCCUGAAGGAAUGGUCGAAGCGGUGGCAGGACCGCGCGGGCGGAACUUUUCGCAGGGACGGGUAGGAGGCGUCCUGAAGGAGCUGGGCUUCACCGAGAGGGAGGUCGUCAAGCUGUAG
Rhodotorula toruloides NP11 is the source of this 966-nucleotide messenger RNA. Its product is annotated as cytochrome-b5 reductase. The record is from RefSeq and is a predicted model, not a curated record. Gene Ontology annotation, molecular function: oxidoreductase activity. The coding region runs from base 1 to 966 and encodes 321 amino acids. The transcript is spliced from 4 exons. Lineage: Eukaryota; Fungi; Basidiomycota; Microbotryomycetes; Sporidiobolales; Sporidiobolaceae.